This is a messenger RNA of Solanum lycopersicum (tomato), 799 nucleotides long. RefSeq names its product zinc finger protein ZAT11-like. Lineage: Eukaryota; Viridiplantae; Streptophyta; Magnoliopsida; Solanales; Solanaceae. The record is from RefSeq and is a predicted model, not a curated record. Gene Ontology annotation, biological process: response to chitin.
CUGCAAUAUUUGUAUUACUAUUACUUAUAUAGCCAUAUUUACGUAAGACGACUAUUCUCUUUAUCACAAUGUAAUUUAAAACCCUAGCACAACCAUGAACAUGAUGUUGAAGAGAAGCAAAGUAGAAGAAGAAUCUGUGGAGAAAUUUGCAAUGGCGAAUUGUGCGGAUAUAAUGAAGAGGAACGAGUUGUUAGAACGACCUAAUCUGAUCUUUAAGUGCAAGAAACGAUUUGAAUCAUUUCAAGCACUUGGCGGACACAUGACAAGUCACAAGAAUAAGCUUACGACCAUGAGUACUAACGGUGAACUAUUACAUGUUAAUCUACAAAAACACGAAUGCUCUAUUUGUGGUAAAAAAUUUGCAACUGGACAAGCUUUGGGAGGACAUAUGAGAAAACAUCAAGAUGAAUUGAAUCAACUCGAGCAUAAGAAGAAGAAGAAGAUGAAAUUGGACGAGAGUUUGAUCAAGAGUGGCCGUGAACUUGCAGAAGCUCUGAAUUCGAAGAGUGAUGAACUUCAUGACAAAUUGGAUCUUGAAAGUAGUAAAAGAACUUUGUUCUUGGGUUUGAAUUUGGAUUUGAAUUUGACAAUAGAUGAGAAUGAGUUGAGGACGGGGUAAUUUUUCUUUUCUAAUUAUGAUUAUAACUGUCAAAUUAGAUUUUAGGCCUAACUCAUAACUCAAGAGCUAAUUCAAAAGGAGUAGGAUUGUAUGAGACUUUUAUAAAAAAAUUUAACAGUAACUAAUUAUACAGUUAAGAGAUUGUAGAAAUCUAGUUAGAUGCUUAAAAAUUUCAGUUUU